This is a messenger RNA of Trametes versicolor FP-101664 SS1, 3025 nucleotides long. Its product is annotated as argonaute-like protein. Bases 1 to 2742 code for a protein of 913 amino acids. The record is from RefSeq and is a predicted model, not a curated record. Gene Ontology annotation, molecular function: protein binding; RNA binding. The transcript is spliced from 17 exons. Lineage: Eukaryota; Fungi; Basidiomycota; Agaricomycetes; Polyporales; Polyporaceae.
AUGCCUCCUCGUGCUAACCCUACUGGAAGUGCUCGCGGUACCGGACCCACUCGCGGUGGAAGGGGUGGCGCUCGCGGUGGACGCGGCGUAGGCCCAGUUAUCACCCCUGCUCGCGCUCCCGCUGGCAGGCCUGGUCUUCCGGAUGCCUCUGCUCACAUUACGACGGUCGGCGUCAAACGAACUGCUUUCGGAAGCAGCGGACGGGCCAUCCAGGUCUCCACCAACCACUUCGAGGUCAAGAUCCCUGAGGGGAGCAUCUACCACUACGAUGUCAUCUCUCCGUCUGAGAAGACACUUCCCGCGCGCCUGAACAUGGAAAUCAUCGAAAAGAUGCAGACGGCAAUCUCUCCGCAGACAUUCACCCCUCGCGCGGUGUACGACGGCAGGAAGAACAUGUUUGCAGCUCGCCAGCUUCCCUUCGGUGCCUCCGGAGAGUUCGACGUUACCCUCGGUGACCCGCCUUCCCCUGGCGACGCCGCCCCAGCGCGUCCCCCGAAGGUGUACAAGGUCAAGCUCACUCAUGUGGCAACUAUCAAUCCUGAGGUUCUCGCACGUUUCUUGCAGGGCAAACAGUCCCACGACAACACGGUUUUGACCGCUAUCACGGCGCUCAACGUCGUCAUCCGCAUGGAGCCCUCGCUGAAAUACCCUUUCAACGUCCGCUCCUUCUUCACUGAUCGCGAGAAGAAGGACAUUGGAAGCGGUAUCGUUCUCUGGCGGGGCUACUUCCAGUCUGUGCGGCCCGCCAUCGGCCGGAUGCUCAUCAACGUAGAUAUCAGCACCGGAGCUAUGUACAAGCCCGGCCCUCUCCUCAACGUGGCGAUGGAGUUCAUGGGCAUGCCGCAUCCCUCGCAUCUCGACCCUCGGAAUCUGCGCGACAGGAUCAGGCUCCAACGCUUCCUCUCUGGAGUACGGAUCGUCGUCGAGAUCCCCGGGCAGCGCCAGACUGGUCGACGCCCUCCUCGUGUCGUCAAGAGGAUCUCCGCAAACAGUGCCGACGAGAUGACGUUCGUGAACAGGGAAGGACAGACGUUGAGCGUUGCGGACUACUUUAAACGCGCUCACAACUACCAGCUCCGCUUCCCGAAGCUCCCCUGCAUCGAGGUGGGGUCCGGCGCUCUCAUCCCAAUGGAGGUUUGCCACAUCUUUGAGGGCCAAAUCAUGCGCAAGCAGGUGCCCCCCGAGAAGACGAAAGACGUGCUGGACUUUGCGACCAAGAAGCCUCACGACCGCCUCGCCAGCAUCAAGGCCGGACUUGGGGUCUUGGCGUACGGGCAGUCGGAAUAUGUUAGGCAAUUCGGCCUCGUAAUGGCGCCCAACGCGGCCCCCCUUUCGCUCCAGGCGCGUGUUCUGGAGGCUCCCGUCCUGCAGUACGGCCCGGGGAGCAGGCAGCCGACCAUUAGGCCGCGCGAUGGCCAAUGGAACAUGGUCGACAAGAAGUUCUGGAAGCCCAGCUCGAUCAAGCGCUGGUGUAUCGUCGUGUUCGAGCGCAAGGAGCGCUUCAGGCAGGACGUCGCCGAGCAGAUGGUUAAGGGCCUUCUAGAGUCUUUUGAAAAAGCCGGCGUUGAGGUGAAGGAGCGAGAGCCAGUCAUUCACUACGGACUCGCGUCGAGGCCUCCUGCGCAGACCCUCCGGGAGGCUGGAAACAUGUGUUACCAGAAGAAUGGCGGCGGCGGCCCGGACCUCAUCGUCGCAGUCCUUCCGGAAGCCUCCGCGGACUUGUACAUGCGCAUCAAGCACUUCGGCGACAUCACCCAGGGUGUGGCGACGCAGUGCCUGAGGAGCAACAAGUGCACGUACGCGAAGGCGCAGUACUAUGCCAACGUCUGCUUGAAGAUCAACGUCAAGCUGGGCGGCAUCAACACCGUCCCCGACGCGCGCUCCGUCCCCGUCCUCACCGAUCCGCACAACCCGACCAUCGUCAUGGGCGCCGAUGUCAUCCACCCCGCCCCCGGUGCGGAUGGCCGCCCGUCCUUCACGUCGCUCGUUGGCAACGUCGACUCCGACACCGCCAAGUACAUCGCCGACUGCCGCGUGCAGACCUCUCGCCAGGAGAUGAUCGACGACCUGCAGGAGAUGGCCCACGGCAUCAUCAAGAUGCACACAGGCUACCGCAACACAAUUGAGAAGAAGGCCGGCAGCGUGCGCCGUAUCAUCUUCUUCCGCGACGGUGUCUCCGAAGGCCAGUUCAAACAUGUGCUGGAAUACGAGCUGCCGCAGCUGCGCGCCGCGUGCGUGCAGGCGAACGUGCAGGCGAAGAUCACCGUCGUCGUGGUCGGCAAGCGCCACCACGUCCGGUUCUUCCCGCAGAACUCGACCGACGCGGACAGGAGCGGGAACUGCCCCGCGGGCACCGUUGUCGACCGGGACAUCGUGCACCCGACCGAGUUCGACUUCUACUUGCAGUCGCACAGUGGGCUGCUGGGGACGUCGCGCCCCGCGCACUACAGCGUCCUGUACGACGAGAACGGCUUCACGCCGGACAGCUUGCAGGCGCUCUCGUUCGCGCUCUGCCACGUCUACGCCCGCUCGACGCGCUCGGUCUCGAUCCCCGCGCCCGUGUACUACGCGGACAUCGUGUGCGCCCGCGCGAAGAACCACUACGACCCCGACGGCCACAUGGACUUCGAGGGCUCUGGCGGCAGCCUCAGCGAGGACCAGAAGGCCAAGGAGCUCGAGGUAUUCAAGGCGGGCUUCAAGACGCUGCACGCUGGCAUGCGCAGGGUCAUGUACUUCUCUUAGGCGCAGCGCCGUCGACGUCGUAGGGGCAGGUACCGGCCUCGGAUGCGGAUCACGGAAGGACUGUUUCAUGGACACGGUAAUCGUCGGAAUGCUGUCAUCCCGUCUGUAGUAUCCCCUCGCACUCCUCGCACUUUCGCACUUGCUUUUGUAUCCUCCGCCCCACGCUCACCGUUGUUUGUUCUCACCACGCUACCAAGUCUCUCGUUCCCAACAUCACCAUCCCAUCCCACUCCUUGUAUGUGAAAUGUACCCUUAGGAUCUAUGUCUCUCUUCUAUGCUGUAC